AUGGACACCGCUAGUGAGCAGUGGGAAAAACGCGCUCAUCUAGGCUUUAACGAAACCGAGGCCGAUCUUGGAUCCCAGGGAAGCUGCGAAAUUGAGAUUGACAAGAAUAUUUUACCUUUAAUGUGUCGUGAGAUGACAUUUGCCGACAAGACAACGCUCGGGCAAUCCUCCAUUCUCGGCAUUUUAAAGGGUGCCCACAUGAACCAGACGCAAUUUAACUGGCUGGGCUCUGUAUUUUAUCUCAGCUACCUCGUCUUUGAAUACCCUCAAAGUCUCGCGUUGCAACGAUUUCCUGUAGGAAAAUGGAUGAGUAUAAAUAUCUUCAUUUGGUCCAUCACUCUCAUAUGCCACGCUGCAUGCUCGUCGUUCGGUGGCCUAUUAGCUGUCCGGUUCAUCCUUGGCGUAUGUGAAGGCGCAAUCACUCCAGGAUUCAUGAUCGUGACGUCCAUGUUUUACACGCGGGAGGAACAGACAAAGCGCACCGGUUAUUGGUUUCUAAUGAAUGGAUUUGCCGUCAUCUUACUGGGUUUCAUUGCAUUUGGCGUUCUGCACACCAGGACGGGCAGCUUCCUGCCGUGGCAAUGGUUAAUGAUCAUUACCGGCUUGAUGACACUUAUCUCGUCUGUGAUAUUCUGGUUCUUCUUCCCGGAUUCUCCGACAACUGCACGUUUUCUUACUCCCGAUGAACGUGUCAAGGUCGUGCAAAGGAUCAAGGUCAAUCAGACGGGUGUAGAAAAUAAGACGUGGAAACGUGAUCAGUUUAUUGAGACGCUCAAAGAUCCGAAAGUUUGGAUCAUGGUGUUGUUCGCUGCUAUUGGGUACGCACUUUCUUCUCUGACGAACCAGCGGCAGCUUAUUGUCAGCCAGUUUGGCUUUAGCACCAUCCAGACCACUUUGAUCGGCUGUGUAGACGGUGUUGUGGAAAUCUUGACAAUAUGGCUAGGGAUUACCCUGGCUUCGUUCAAGCCCAUUGGACGUGGCUACGCUGGGGUCUUGAUGUAUAUCGUUGCGAUCUUAGGGGCGCUGCUAGUGAAUCUGCUCCCUUCGAGCAAUAAAGUUGGUCUGUUAUUCUCCUAUUGGGUUUCAAUUUUCGCCAUUGCUCCGUUUCCCAUCUUCCUCGGAUGGGUAAGCGGUCUCACGUCGGGACAUACAAAACGGAUAACCACUAAUGCUCUAGUCCUCAUUGGAUACUGCGUAGGUAACUUUGCCGGCCCGUUUGUGUGGAAAAAGAAAUACCAGCCGAGGAAUCAUGUUCCGUGGGCUUUGAUUGCGGCAUCCAACUUGACGUCCGGGAUACUUCUUCUCAUUCUCCGAUUUAUGCUCGCUGCCGAGAACAAGCGACGAAACAUGGAUCGGCAUGAUGAUACCUACGACGAUGUUUAUGUGAAACAUGUUAACACCGAUGGAACCACUGAAGAGAGGAAAGUCGAUAAGGCUUUCCUUGAUCUUACAGAUAUCCAGAACAAAGAUUUCAGAUAUCUACUCUAGACGAAGAUAUUUAUGUUUUGAUUUGGAUUGUAGAUACUACUGCUGACGGUCAACAACUUUUUGUGUUGGUUUCGUUCAUUUGUUUGAUAUCACUAAAUGUCUUACUACACCACGCGCGUCAUAAUGUCUCCAAGGCCGAUUCGGA
Molecule: messenger RNA, 1633 nt
Organism: Guyanagaster necrorhizus
Lineage: Eukaryota; Fungi; Basidiomycota; Agaricomycetes; Agaricales; Physalacriaceae
Product: MFS general substrate transporter
Exons: 19
Coding region: 1-1488 (495 amino acids)
Biological process (GO): transmembrane transport
Cellular component (GO): membrane
Molecular function (GO): transmembrane transporter activity
Source: RefSeq, a predicted model, not a curated record